AUGUUUGCCGCUUUACCCUCUCACAAUGUCAACAUGACCAAUCAACCCUCUUCCUCUGAUCCUAACCCAAACAUCAAGCAAAUUUGCUCUGAUCUACAAUCCAGAUUGAAGCUCAAUCCCGAGCAUUUGGAGAUUGCUCUUAUCAGAAGCAAGGCUACUCCUGAAGCAAGACACGCAAGCUUGGUCUUUACAAAUGGUGUGUAUCACCAAAUCAACUAUCAAGACAACGGUUCACAAAAAUUGGGCUUUGCAUAUGGCAGCACUUUCAGAGACUUUGUAAGAGCUAGUGCUCGGAUGUUCUUACUCAAGCCAACCCUUGAGGCAUACUCAAACAAUCCACACCAAAACGGCGAAAUACCCAAAACGCUAUUCUACCUGAAACUUGAUGCUGUUGAAAAACAGCCUGAUGGGUGGAAGACCAAUCACCUUCCAACCACCGGACUUCGGGACAAUCCAGACAUCCUUAACCACAAUUGCGAGGUCAUUGGCGACCUUUUAAAAUACCAACUCAGUAAUUUGCGUACACUGCUCCUAGCAGACAUCCUUGUGACCAAGAAGAAGCCUGUGGUUGAUGUAAUUCCUGAUCGUGGGCAGAUGUUGACCUUGAUUUAUGAAGAGCUCCCACCCAAAUCAUCAAAGCUCAACGAGUCUAAGAAAGAAUCUCAGUGGGUCAAAAUUGACAAGCGAUUGGGUAUUCUCCAAGGCUCAUCUUUUGAUUUUCAAAGGAAACAUGCAGAUCUUGUCUUGGAAAAAGACGCAGCACUCUUCUCACACAAGAAGAAGUUCUGUGAUCUUUUGCACACAGACCUCACCGUUCCUACCCUUGAAGAUGUCCAAAACGUGAUUGCUACUGCUCACUCUCCAGGUUUGGAUGAAUAG
Messenger RNA from Puccinia graminis f. sp. tritici CRL 75-36-700-3, 879 nucleotides. RefSeq lists its product as uncharacterized. Lineage: Eukaryota; Fungi; Basidiomycota; Pucciniomycetes; Pucciniales; Pucciniaceae. The record is from RefSeq and is a predicted model, not a curated record. The coding region runs from base 1 to 879 and encodes 292 amino acids. The transcript has 8 exons.